CAAGCUCUAAUUACAAGGGAUAAAAUGCGCACCACCGGUGCACUCACCAGUUGCGUUCCACCAGCUCUGCUAUCGUGCGCAUCUCCUUCUUCUUCUUCUUUCUCUCGCUCUCCCAUGGCUAUCAAUCUCCAUCUCUCCCGUCUUCCUACCCGCACCGACGUCGCUUUGCCGGAAACGCUCGCUGGAACCGGACUCCUCCGGUUCCGUAAACCCCUCUCCGUUCGAUGCUCCGUCGACUCUUCUUCUUCUUCUUCUUCUUCGGUGGCCGUGGACUCUGACUUCGAUGCGAAGGUGUUCAGGAAGAACUUGACUCGAAGCAAGAACUACAAUCGCAAAGGCUUCGGUCACAAGGAAGAGACUCUUGAGCUCAUGAACCGCGAGUACACCAGUGAUAUUAUAAAGAAGCUGAAGGAGAACAAUAACGAAUAUACAUGGGGAAAUGUGACGGUGAAACUUGCGGAGGCGUACGGCUUUUGCUGGGGGGUAGAGCGGGCCGUUCAGAUCGCAUACGAAGCCAGAAAGCAAUUCCCGGAGGAUAAGAUUUGGAUCACCAACGAAAUCAUUCACAAUCCAACAGUCAACAAGAGGUUGGAGGAGAUGAAAGUGGAAAAUAUUCCACUGGAUGACGAGAAGAAGAAACAGUUCGAUGUUGUGGACAAGGGUGAUGUAGUAAUUUUGCCUGCUUUUGGAGCUGGGGUUGACGAAAUGUUGACUCUGAGCGAAAAGAAUGUUCAAAUUGUUGAUACCACUUGCCCUUGGGUUUCUAAGGUGUGGAAUACAGUAGAGAAGCACAAGAAAGGAGACUAUACUUCCAUAAUUCAUGGUAAAUAUGCCCAUGAGGAAACUGUAGCAACUGCAUCUUUUGCUGGAAAAUACAUCAUCGUCAAAAACAUGGCAGAGGCAACUUAUGUGUGUGAUUACAUUCUUGGAGGUGAGCUUGAUGGAUCAAGUUCAACUAAAGAAGCAUUUUUAGAGAAAUUUAAGUAUGCAAUUUCCAAGGGGUUUGAUCCAGAUAAAGACCUUGUAAAGGUUGGCAUUGCAAAUCAGACUACAAUGCUCAAGGGAGAAACAGAAGAGAUUGGAAAAUUUGUGGAGAGGACUAUGAUGCGCAAGUAUGGAGUGGAAAAUAUCAAUGAGCAUUUUAUAAGUUUCAAUACAAUUUGUGAUGCCACACAAGAGCGUCAAGAUGCAAUGUACAAGAUGGUGGAGGAAGAUUUGGAUCUUAUUUUAGUUGUUGGCGGGUGGAACUCAAGCAACACCUCUCACCUACAAGAGAUUGCAGAGGAACGAGGAAUACCCUCAUACUGGAUUGACAGUGAGCAGAGAAUAGGUCCUGGUAACAAAAUAGCCUUCAAACUAAAUCAUGGAGAGUUGGUUGAGAAAGAAAACUGGUUACCAGAGGGUCCUGUCACAAUUGGUGUAACAUCGGGUGCCUCGACUCCGGACAAGGUUGUUGAAGAUGCUCUCAUCAAGGUGUUUGAUAUCAAGCGUGAAGAAGCCCUGCAACUAGCGUAAUAUUAGUAUGGGUGAUUGAUCCCCCAUGUGUACAUUACCAGACAGUGCCAGUUUGAUUAUGCAACUGAAUAAUUUGUAUAAUUGAGAUCAAAGGCUUUGCUGGAUCCAUGUAUCUUUAUGAUUUUUACUUAUUGUAUGAUGUAGAGGAUAGAGCUUAUGUAUUUAUUGCUGAAGUAGGAACCAUAUUAAUACC
Ziziphus jujuba (common jujube) is the source of this 1708-nucleotide messenger RNA. RefSeq names its product 4-hydroxy-3-methylbut-2-enyl diphosphate reductase, chloroplastic. Gene Ontology annotation, molecular function: metal ion binding; 4-hydroxy-3-methylbut-2-enyl diphosphate reductase activity. Bases 25 to 1515 code for a protein of 496 amino acids. The record is from RefSeq and is a predicted model, not a curated record. Lineage: Eukaryota; Viridiplantae; Streptophyta; Magnoliopsida; Rosales; Rhamnaceae. Gene Ontology annotation, biological process: isopentenyl diphosphate biosynthetic process, methylerythritol phosphate pathway; dimethylallyl diphosphate biosynthetic process. The transcript is spliced from 10 exons.